Messenger RNA from Plasmodium gallinaceum, 564 nucleotides. RefSeq names its product conserved Plasmodium protein, unknown function. Lineage: Eukaryota; Apicomplexa; Aconoidasida; Haemosporida; Plasmodiidae. The coding region runs from base 1 to 564 and encodes 187 amino acids. The transcript is spliced from 2 exons. The record is from RefSeq and is a predicted model, not a curated record.
AUGAAUUCAUUAUUUUUUUUUAUAAAAUAUUUAAUGUUUGCAUUUUUAAUUUUGAUAUUGCAAUAUUCUAACAAUAGUUUUUUCGAAUCUUGGAACAUUAGAAAUAACUCAGAAGGAGCUUUUCGUUUAAAGACUAAAAGAACACUAUCAGAAAAUAUACUUAAAAAGUCAAAAAGUGAAUCCACAGAAAAUCUAUUAGAUGCAUACGAAAAAGAAGAAAUAAAUAAUAAACAAGAUGAAAUGGAGAAAGAUCUUAUAAAAUCAAAGGCACAGAAAUCAAAUUUUCAUUCACAUAUUAUACGAAAACCUUCAGAAACUAAAGUAGAGAUAUCAAACGAAAAUAAUGUUAAUAAACAAAAAGUAACAAAAUGUAAAGAUAAAUUCAUUAGUACUUUCUUUUUUUCUCUUGUUUUCUUGUCCUUACCACUCUAUUUGGUUUAUUUAAGUCAUAUGGAAUACUUUUUUAAUUCUAAAGAUCAUAGUGAAAUAUAUCAUUUUCUAAUGAGUCAUUGUAUUCUAAUAAUUUCAUGUAUUUUAUGUUUACACUUGCGUAGGGUAGUAUAA